This is a messenger RNA of Dicrocoelium dendriticum, 249 nucleotides long. NCBI's taxonomy places the organism in Eukaryota, Metazoa, Platyhelminthes, Trematoda, Plagiorchiida, Dicrocoeliidae. The record is from the annotation of a GenBank genome assembly.
AUGACCGAUAUGCCGCUGGCAGUGAAAUCACAGUCAGCCGUUUCUGAUUCACCUGAUGGCCAGGCUUCCCAUACGGCAAAUAUAUCGUAUGUAAUUACGGUCCGGGGGGAAAUUUUAACAAUGAACAUCCAUACGAGGCUGGUACUUGCAUUGGCCAUUAAAUUGGGACUCACCUACUCAAAAGUGGACUUCUCGUGUCUAACAACAGUACUUAACCGACGCAUGUGUAUUUGUGUUCGUCUAAUUUGA